CGAAUGGGUAUUUCAAAUUCGGAAAUUGUUCAUAGUGACCGCAAUUUUUUCAAUCAAUUCAAUCUCAUAGUGUCUGAUAUGUGUAAAGAUCUGUGAGUUUCGAAAAAAGAUAUACGCGGAAAAGCGAUUGUUAUUAUAUACAUUUGACGUCAAGCAUCGCGAAUUUCAGAAAUUAUUAUUCGGCUUUGGAUGGAAAAUAAGCAGCUUUUAUUACCAUAAUUCUUAGAGUGUCCUAUUGUGGUUACCACUGAAUAAAUAAGAUACAUAAAAACAUAUACCCUGUCCCAGAGAUUGUACUCGCACGAAGCAUUUUAAAUCUCAAGAAUCUCUCAAUAUAAAUACAACUUGCAUCUCUGUACCCUCAUAUCAGUCUCUUCCGACACUCCGAGUAGUAAAAGACGACUCAGAGUUUCCUACUUGACCGGAAAAUAGAUAUUUCUCAAAGUUUAAAAUGUUCCAAAAAACCGCGAUCAUCUUAUUGGUAGUAUCAUCCGCUCUAGGGUGUCUAAUAAUCAACUGUCCCCGUGGUGGAAAGAGGAACGGAGCUCUAUUACCAUUGAAAAAUCCCAUUAGAGAGUGCCCAGCCUGCGGACCGGAAAUGCAAGGACAAUGUUUUGGACCAAAGAUCUGUUGCGGUCCUUCGAUAGGGUGCUUUUUCGGGACUGCCGAAACCCACAACUGCAGAAAAGAAAGCCUUUAUUCCAGGCCUUGCAUAGCUGGCUUUGCGAUGUGCAGAGGUAACACCGGAAGAUGCGCCGCUGGGGGUAUUUGCUGCUCUCAAGAAUCCUGCCACGCAGACUCAAAUUGCAAAGUCACUGAUGACUUCAACACGAACAAUCAAGGGAUAAGUUUCGACCUUAAUACACUUUUUUCGGAGAACACUUCUCUGAAUGAUCAAUAAACCGAUAAAAUUAUUUGGCUAGUGAAUAAAAGAAGUGAUCAGCCGCAUUAUUUCGCUUUGUUCGAACUCUAGAAAUAACAAAAACGAAUGUGAAACUGAAUGUACGUAACCGAAGAAUAAAAGUCACUGCUUACCACUAUU
Molecule: messenger RNA, 1042 nt
Organism: Athalia rosae (coleseed sawfly)
Lineage: Eukaryota; Metazoa; Arthropoda; Insecta; Hymenoptera; Athaliidae
Product: neurophysin 1-like
Exons: 3
Coding region: 452-901 (149 amino acids)
Cellular component (GO): secretory granule; extracellular region
Molecular function (GO): neurohypophyseal hormone activity
Source: RefSeq, a predicted model, not a curated record